AUGCAAUCAACCCUCUCGAUUCCAGAUCUAAAUGCCAACCCAUCCCCCCAACGCAUCUUCAUCGUUGGCGGGGGCAUAGUCGGCACCGCUCUAGCAUUCUACCUCUCCCAAGCAAAAACAAAUCGCCACAUCAUCCUCCUCGACCGAUCUCUCAAGAAGUCCCUAGGAUCAACUGGCCAUGCACCAGGGUUCGUGGGCCAACUCAACGAGUCGCCCGUCCUAACACGACUCGCCCAGGAUACCGUUGCCGAAUACCUCACCGUCCCGGGUGGAUUCAACACCGUUGGAGGAUUGGAGCUCGCGUCCACACCAGCAGGUGUGCAGACAUUACAAUCCCGAUGCGAGAAAGCAUGCGCUGCGGGUCUGUCUGCGGAGAUGAUCUCACCCCAGGAUGCAGCUGCUUUGGCUCCAGACUUUAUUGACCACGAGACUGUCAUGACGGGCUUACAUUUCCCGUCUGAUGGUACGGCUAAUGCGCAGGUCAUUAUGUCCUAUUUUAUGCGGGAAGCUCGUGCUCGAGGCGUGGAGUUUCUGGAAGUGGCCGUGACUGGCUUCACCAAGAAGGAUGCCAAUGACGGAUUGGCUGGGGAGAUUGCAGCUAUUCGUACUGCGAAUGGGAAUAUCGACUUGACAGGCAGUACUGUUAUCCUUGCCACGGGCAUCUGGACAUCUCCUUUAACUGGAAGUCCUGGUCAGGACAAGGAAGCCCCACUUACCAAGCUCCCAGUCCCCAUCAUCCCCGUUGCACAUCCAUACACAUUCACAGCCCCCCGACCUCCUCGCACCGGAAAACCAUAUCCAUUCGUCCGCUGGCCAGAACACCACGUCUACGCUCGAGACCACGGCGAUCACGAUGGUCUGGGUAGCUAUGACCAUGUGCCACUUGAACUAAGGCCCGAUCAUAGCGCCAUCGGAUCAUGGCCCUCCAGCUUCGAUCAAGUCUUAUCAGAAGCUACCUCGCACUUGAAGAACGGAAGCGCCUUUCUAGCGCAGGGGCGCCAGGAUGACUCGAAUCCCUUCGAGGCGAAGAGGCCGUUCAAUGGGAUUUUCUCGGUGACGCCAGAUAAUGUGCCGCUGGCGGGUAGGGUUCCUGAUGUUUGUAAUCUGUGGCUUUGUGCUGCGAUUUGGGUUACUACGGCUGCUGGAACGGCCAAGCUCAUCUCUCGAGAGAUUCUUCGUGAACAUCAGGAGGUGGUUUCGGCCAGUGACGAAGAGGUUCUCAUGGCUUUGGAUCCGGCGCGUUUCCAGGGGGUCGAGCCUGAGAUACUCACUGCUCAGGCGCUGGAACGGUAUAACAAUAUCUAUAAUAAAGAGACUAGCAAGUGA
Messenger RNA from Penicillium daleae, 1326 nucleotides. RefSeq names its product NAD(P)/FAD-dependent oxidoreductase. The transcript has a single exon. Gene Ontology annotation, cellular component: cytoplasm. Gene Ontology annotation, molecular function: oxidoreductase activity. Bases 1 to 1326 code for a protein of 441 amino acids. NCBI's taxonomy places the organism in Eukaryota, Fungi, Ascomycota, Eurotiomycetes, Eurotiales, Aspergillaceae. The record is from RefSeq and is a predicted model, not a curated record.